GAGGUAGACACGUAAAGCUCAUCCCGAUCGCCCCGCGACCAAUUACAAACGGGAACAUUUUUGACGCUUGUACAAGGAAACUAGCAAGAAACGAUGCCAUCUGCUACGACAAGCCCCGAGUCUGUGAUUGUCCACCCCCUCGUCCUCCUGUCCGUUGUAGACCAUUACAACCGAACAGCGCGUAAUACCAAGAAGCGCGUGGUGGGGGUUUUGUUGGGACAAAAUGUUGGGAGUAAAGUAAAUGUGGCGAAUAGUUAUGCUGUUCCGUUUGAGGAGGACGAUAAAGACCCUUCGAUUUGGUUUUUGGACCAUAAUUACCAUGAAGCCAUGUACGACAUGUUCAAAAAAGUCAAUGCAAAGGAAAAGAUUGUAGGAUGGUAUCACAGCGGUCCCAAACUCCGCGCAUCAGAUUUGGAGAUCAAUGAGCUUUUCAAGCGGUAUAUUCCAAACCCUGUGCUUGUCAUUAUUGACGUUAAGCCCAAGGAUUUGGGAAUACCUACCGAUGCAUAUUAUGCCGUAGAAGAGAUUCACGAUGAUGGAACCGCCACAACAAAAACAUUCAAUCACAUCCCCUCCCAAAUCGAAGCUGAAGAAGCCGAAGAAAUUGGCGUAGAGCAUCUCCUUCGUGAUAUCAAGGACACAUCGGUCGGCACGCUUUCCACUCAAAUCACCAAUCAACUUAAUUCCCUGAAAGGCCUGCAAAACCAUUUAUCGGAUAUUCAAAAUUAUUUGACAAAAGUCCUAUCGGGGUCGUUACCCGUCAAUCAUCAAAUUGUCUAUAACCUCCAGGAUAUCUUUAACCUCCUCCCCAACCUCCAGGUUCAAGAAACCGUCAAAUCCUUUGCAGUCAAGACCAAUGAUGAAUUGUUGGUCAUGUAUCUGUCGAGUUUGAUUCGGGCAGUGAUUGCUUUGCAUGGGUUGAUUGAAAAUAAGUUGAUGUUGAGGGAUGCGGAGCGGAAGGAGGAGGGUGGGGGUGAGCCAGAAAAGAAGGAUGUGGUGGAGAAAAAGGAGGGGGAUAAGACAGAGGAAAAGACAGAAGAAAAGAAAUAGUUGCCUUUCAAAAUAUAGGGUUUGUGUUCUGCGUGUUGAUUUUUGCAACCAUUACAUAAGUCGCUAGGAUAUCACCAGCCGACCCUCUUUUAGCAAAAAAACAACACCCUCAUGGCUAUAUACACUCCAUUCAUUAUACAUUGCUACCGCCCGUCCGUCAUC
Spizellomyces punctatus DAOM BR117 is the source of this 1212-nucleotide messenger RNA. Its product is annotated as proteasome regulatory particle lid subunit RPN8. The record is from RefSeq and is a predicted model, not a curated record. Gene Ontology annotation, cellular component: proteasome complex; proteasome regulatory particle. Gene Ontology annotation, molecular function: metallopeptidase activity; protein binding. Gene Ontology annotation, biological process: proteasome-mediated ubiquitin-dependent protein catabolic process. The transcript has 4 exons. The coding region runs from base 94 to 1050 and encodes 318 amino acids. NCBI's taxonomy places the organism in Eukaryota, Fungi, Chytridiomycota, Chytridiomycetes, Spizellomycetales, Spizellomycetaceae.